UUUUGCCGGAAUAUUUAGUUCACUUUCGUUUCACUACUUGACUGAGAAACCAAUUCCAGUGCUCAACGGAAUUCAAAAAUGCCAGAGAAAUCGAACGCGAAAGCAAAUCCAAUUGGAAGCAACGAGGUCUUGAUGACAGAGGAUCCUGAGCAGUCGAGUGGAUCGAAGGAGGGUUCGCAGUCCUCAGAGGCUGAGGAAGAACACAUCAGCGAAGCGUUUCAGCGCCUCGAGGAAAAAUUAAAUGACAUGGAAAGGCGGAUUGCCCACGCGAGGAAAGUUAAAAGGCGUUUAUUCGUUCGCCUCUUAUGUUUAAUCCUCGAUCUACUACAAGCAAAGCUAUAUUUGCAGUACACGUAGUAUAUGCGAUUUCUGUUAAUCUAUUCGCAAAAUAUCAAUGUAUUAUCAAAUGGUCUAAGUG
Molecule: messenger RNA, 418 nt
Organism: Drosophila melanogaster (fruit fly)
Lineage: Eukaryota; Metazoa; Arthropoda; Insecta; Diptera; Drosophilidae
Exons: 1
Coding region: 79-357 (92 amino acids)
Source: RefSeq, marked reviewed